This is a messenger RNA of Aphanomyces astaci, 568 nucleotides long. RefSeq lists its product as hypothetical. Bases 25 to 504 code for a protein of 159 amino acids. NCBI's taxonomy places the organism in Eukaryota, Oomycota, Saprolegniomycetes, Saprolegniales, Verrucalvaceae. The transcript has a single exon. The record is from RefSeq and is a predicted model, not a curated record.
CAAAUCCCACCGAAAUAUUUUGCCAUGAACACGAACGUGAAGCGACUGCGGAAGGAAUUGGUGGAACUGCGCAAGAGCCCGGAAGCCGACAUGGUGCUCUUCCCAUUGGAAGACACUGUGACCGAGUGGAAGGCAUUCAUCAAAGCUCCCGCGGACACCCCGUUCCAGCAUCGCGUGUUUGAGCUGCGCAUCGUCACGACGCCUCUGUACCCGAUGGAGCCGCCGAAGAUGCGCUUCGUCACCAAGAUCUUUCAUCCGAACGUCCACUUCGUCGACGGGAGCAUCUGUCUCGACAUUCUCAAACGCGAAUGGUCCCCUGCAUGGACCUUGCGUGCGGCGUGCCUCGCCGUGUCAUCACUUCUGUCCGACCCAGCCGCCGAUUCCCCCUUGAACUGCGAUGCCGGCAACAUGAUUCGGGCCGGGGAUAUGCUUGCCUACAACUCGAUGGCCGCCAUGUACACGGAAGAGUUUGGGUUGCCGUCGUUGCCCCCUUCUCCAUUGUAAGUGGAACGAGCAGCCAUCGAAUACCACGUUACAUGUUUAAUGCGUCGUGUCUCCCUCUGUAUCC